Molecule: messenger RNA, 1446 nt
Organism: Auanema sp. JU1783
Lineage: Eukaryota; Metazoa; Nematoda; Chromadorea; Rhabditida; Rhabditidae
Source: the annotation of a GenBank genome assembly
AUGUAUGUUCCUACAUUAUCAUACAGUCAUGUCCUUUUCAAUUCAAAAAUCGCUAAACAUCUUAUUGCCAACGGACAUCAAGUGACAAUGCUUUUACCAUUAGUUGAUGAUAAUAUACACUUUAAUAGUUCUUCCAUAAACGUUAUUCCCUCUGACAUUGGUAUACCCAGUGGUUUACUUCAAAAGCAAUUGUGGCAAAACCCGGGACCAUUUGAAAACUCAAAUCCAUUGAAUCCAUACAUUUUUUCAAAGCUAUUACGAGUUUCUCAUAUAUUCGUAAAAGCUUGUCAAGCGAUUUCGGACGAUAGGAAGUUACUGCAACAACUUCAUUCUGAACAAUAUGAUGUUGGAAUUGUUGAACAAUAUGAUUCAUGUGGUUUUGGAAUUUUCCAAACAUUAGAAAUAUCACAUGUGCUCUGGCUGAGUGCAACAGGAAUAUUUCGAUCUCAGCCAAGUGCAUUCAACAUUGAAUAUCCACUUAGCUAUGCUCCGGAACUGUUCGCGCCCAUAUCGAACGAUUUGACAUUAUUUGACAGAAUUAUGAAUGUUUGUGUGGCUGGAAUAACAUCUUUAGUGUUUGUUAUAACCCAAUCUCAUCAAUCACGCAUAUUUCACUCAGAUUUAUCAUUUCUGUCUAGUGAGGCAAACUCUAUAUUGGCAAAUACUCAUCCAAUAUUCGAUUUUCCUGUUCCCACAUUUGAUCAGAUAGUACCAUUGGCAGGAAUAUCUGUGGACGCAGAAAAAGAUGUUACAUCUUUGAACGAGUAUUGGCAAACUGUGGCUGAUUCGGCAUCUAAUGGAUUCAUACUUGUAAGCUUCGGUUCAAUAGCCAAAACCAUUGAUAUGGAUUCGAAAAUGCUGGCUACUUUCCUUGACUCCUUUGUCAGGUUUCCUAAUUUGCUUUUCAUCAUGAAAUAUGAAGCAGCAAACUGCACUCUUCCACUUCCAACAAAUGUUUUGACAUCUUCAUGGAUACCUCAGAAGUCUCUCAUGGCUCAUUCCAAUUAUAAAGGAAUUAUUACUCAUGGUGGAUUGAGCAGCAUCUUGGAAAGUUUGAUGUACGGAAAACCAAUGGUGUUAAUGCCCUUAUUCGCCGAUCAUUUUAAAAAUGCAAAUAUCGUUUUACUUCGCAAAAUUGGGUUAGUAGUGAAUAAAGCACACCUGACGAAAGAAACAUUAAUGAAAUCCAUUCUUCAGAUAGUUUCUGAUAGAGAGUUCACAAAAAACUGUCAAAAGAUUUCUUCAAUGCUUCAAGAAACCAGAACUCUUGUUUCGUUUGAAAAGCAGCUUGAAUAUCGCAUUCAGAAUUCCAUAAAACUUUCGCGACAUCAUUUUGCUCGACAUCUCCGUCCACGAGGACAGACAAAUCUUCUUCAGAUAUUAGAAAGUUCAUAUGUGUCAUGGAUUACAAUGCUUUUCAUUUCAUCCACACUGAUUUAUUUGUGA